AGUCUGUGUUGCAUUCGCAUUCGUUGCCGUCGUAGUCGAAGUCUCAGUCGAGAUCGUUGAUUAUUAAACCAGUUGCAAGCUCGGCUCGAGACUCAGUGAGUGUGCGAAAUUCCACUUAGAAAGUUCAGAGCAGUGGCGAGUACUUUGCCUUACCUGAUGCAGCUUUAAAUUGUCCAUUCAAUUUCGAGGAUAGUGUGGGCUAGAAAUUAAUCCUUUUUUCACUUCAUUUCAAUGUGCAACUUGCAAAAUUUGUGUGUCAAUGCCAAAAAUUAGCAAAACGGUUUCCAAACAAAAACUCUUCAAACAAUCAAGAUUAGGGCUGUCAUCGAGCAAAGGAUCGCGAACGGGCAACUCGGCCAACAAUAAGGAAUUAAAAGUGCUCACCCUUUUGCAAACUGUGCCGUGAACUUUGAACUCUCAAUCGCAACGCAACUGCGCAGCUUCGAUUUAUU
Messenger RNA from Scaptodrosophila lebanonensis, 452 nucleotides. RefSeq lists its product as uncharacterized. The coding region runs from base 260 to 406 and encodes 48 amino acids. Lineage: Eukaryota; Metazoa; Arthropoda; Insecta; Diptera; Drosophilidae. The record is from RefSeq and is a predicted model, not a curated record. The transcript has 2 exons.